AUGAAGCGAUUUUCCGAAAUUUAUGUUAUACUUUCAAUCUUCAGAAACUGUCGAAGUUCGUCUUCCAAUCGAGGUGCUAAUGUCUCAGCCAAUGAAUUAGAAACGAAGGGAUUAGUUCCUCCAAGUUUUGCCGCAGUUCAACAGCGAACCCCAUCGACUACAAAGGAAAAAAAUCGUUGGGGUGGAUAUUGUAAUCAUGGUGAUAUUCUGAUUCCAACUUGGAAUCAUCCAUAUGUUUUUUUACUCAAAAUGCUUACACAUGACGCGGCUGAGGAAAUGAUACGCGACAAUCCAAACGUGUUAAAAAAUGAUAUCCUCCUGAUAAUAAUGAAACGAAGGAAUAUACAAAAGAACAUGAGAAAAUGCGAUUCCCAUACUGGAUUGGGCUACUUACCGGUAAAUCUUGGAUAUCUAACACUUGUAGAUGACAUUUCCAGCCCAACACAAAGACCUUAUAAUCCAGACGGGUCUAUAACACCCUAUAAUCCAGCUGGAUAUUCAACAGUCAGACACUCAAAUAGCAAUCACAUUACUAAUGAGGACCCAACAUUUAAGCAUACCCUGACAUUGCUGCUUUUGAUACCAUCUUCUUUAUUCACCAUUGUAAAGUUGAUCGAAUUCUGGCUAUUUGGCAGGUUUGUCAUUCUGGUUCUUGGAUCAUUGGAUACGAUUUUAGUGAUGGCACUUUACGAUCUUAAGGUUCGACGAAAACAACUUUACACCUUUUUCGUUAAUCAGUCUGGACCUCAAAAAGAGUGUCUUAUUCUAAAAUAUGAGUUCGCUUAUUUCAACAGACGAUACCAUUGGAAGCUUAACUUAACCGUUAAAAACAAAAAAUUGGUUCAUUAUUUCAAAUCCGUAUUCUUUGAGCCAAACGGUAACGCGUCUACCCUAAAAGUAGCCACAAUUUUGCCGGACUCGUAUCAGUUUUUGCUCAUGGUAAAGAAACUCGAUGUGCCAAUUCAAUUUAGCGCCUUUUCUAACUUGUUGGCAGAUCAAAUUACUCUCAUAGCUGUUGUUAAGAAUGGAAGCUACAUGAGACUUGAAGAAGUCGGUUUGGUUUCCGCGAAUUAUGUAGCAAUUGAUUUAAUAAUGAACAGCCAGAGCAAUGGAAGUUUGGUUUAUAAGGGCCUAAGAAUUUCGAUCGUGACGUACUAA
Messenger RNA from Funneliformis geosporum, 1158 nucleotides. NCBI's taxonomy places the organism in Eukaryota, Fungi, Glomeromycota, Glomeromycetes, Glomerales, Glomeraceae. The record is from the annotation of a GenBank genome assembly.